This is a messenger RNA of Tremella mesenterica DSM 1558, 987 nucleotides long. RefSeq lists its product as uncharacterized. The transcript is spliced from 8 exons. The coding region runs from base 1 to 927 and encodes 308 amino acids. Lineage: Eukaryota; Fungi; Basidiomycota; Tremellomycetes; Tremellales; Tremellaceae. The record is from RefSeq and is a predicted model, not a curated record.
AUGUCCGCCCCCCUGGACGUGGAGAAGGAGGACAAGCUACCAGUGACAGACCCGAAAACUGUUUCAAAUCCACUGGGCCAAGGCAACUAUGUAAAGACUGCCGGGUGUAUCAUCAUUGGAGAUGAGGUGCUGAAUGGGAAGACGAAGGACACCAAUAGCAACUUUUUCGCACAAUACUGCUUUGACCUUGGCAUUGAGCUAAAGCGGAUCGAGGUUAUCGCCGAUGAUGAAGACGAGAUAGUGGAAGCCGCUCGUCGUAUGACUAAGAACUACGACUUUGUAGUGACCUCUGGAGGUAUCGGUCCCACUCAUGAUGAUAUCACCUACCCUUCUCUUGCCAAAGCAUUCGAUCUUCCUCUGGAGUACGACUCCGAAACCAAGAGACGAAUGUGGGAAUUGUCUUCUGCGUCAAGAAGGGAAGAAUUGGCUAAAGCCACACCAGCUCAAGUAGAAGCUAGGAAUAGGAUGGCCCUUUUCCCCACUGCGAAAGGAGGACACGGAGGGAAUGGUCAAGGUGGAGCGAGGAGUGAAGUCUUGUUUGUCAACUCGGACAAAUGGGUUCCCGUGGUUCGCUUAGCUGGCAAAUUAUGUAUCUUCCCUGGGAUACCGAGCUUAUUUCAACAACUCCUUCUUGGUCUCACUCCAUACAUACCCUUACCCCCUGCAUCGGCUAAACCUUUCCGUCAUCUGAUAUACACUAGCAAACCCGAAUCCAUUAUCGCACCUUUUCUCACCGAGCUACAAGUGAGAGUCAAGAAAGAGGGUAUCAGAGUGGGAUCGUAUCCUUUCUUACAGCGGGGUGUACAUGUCAGUUUGAUCGGACAUGAUGUGGAAAGGGUCAGAGAGCUAGGGCAGGAGGUUGUAAAAGAGUUGGAAGGGAAGGUGGUUUCGGAAGGACAGUUGGGAUCUGAGGGGUCAAAGAUGUAGCUAGGUGUGUGUAUACUCUCAGGCUGAUCAGGCUUCUGCUGUUGUAUACCCUGACUUGAG